This is a messenger RNA of Brachypodium distachyon (stiff brome), 2266 nucleotides long. Its product is annotated as protein ECERIFERUM 1. NCBI's taxonomy places the organism in Eukaryota, Viridiplantae, Streptophyta, Magnoliopsida, Poales, Poaceae. Gene Ontology annotation, biological process: lipid biosynthetic process. The record is from RefSeq and is a predicted model, not a curated record. Gene Ontology annotation, molecular function: oxidoreductase activity; iron ion binding. Bases 18 to 1961 code for a protein of 647 amino acids. The transcript is spliced from 9 exons.
AAAGACGGUAGUACCACAUGGAACAGAAGCCAGUGUUCUUCCUCAUCUCUGUAAACACAGUGAGCGCGCGGAGCAGCCCCAAGGGCCAGCACAAGGCAGACAUGGCCACAAACCCCGGAUUCUUGAGCGAGUGGCCAUGGAAGAGGCUUGGCAGCUUCAAGUACCUGGUGCUGGCGCCGUGGGUAGCGCACGGAUUCCAUCAACUGGCGACCAAGGGGUGGCGCGAGACGGACCUGGGCUACAUCGCCAUCCUGCCGUCGAUGCUGCUCCGGGCGCUCCACAACCAGGCGUGGAUCACCGUGUCCCGGCUCCAGAACGCGCGCGGCAGGAAGCAGAUCGUGGACCGCGGGAUCGAGUUCGAGCAGGUCGACCGGGAGCGCAACUGGGACGACCAGAUCAUCCUCAGCGCCAUCCUCUUCUACCUGGGCGCGCUGCACCUGCCGGGCGGGCAGCACCUGCCGCUGUGGAGGACGGACGGCGCCGUGCUGGUCGCGCUGCUGCACGCGGGGCCCGUGGAGCUCCUCUACUACUGGUUUCACCGCGCGCUGCACCACCACUUCCUCUACACCCGCUACCACUCGCACCACCACGCCUCCAUCGUCACGGAGCCCAUCACCUCUGUCAUCCAUCCAUUUGCUGAGCUCGUGGCCUACGAACUGCUCUUCUCAAUCCCGAUGAUCGCAAGCGCCCUGACUGGAACUGCUUCGAUCGUUGCAUUUGAGAUGUAUAUGCUCUACAUCGACUUCAUGAACAACAUGGGCCACUGCAACUUCGAGUUGGUGCCCACCUGGCUCUUCAGAUGGUUCCCUCCUCUCAAGUAUUUCAUGUACACGCCAUCGUUUCAUUCGCUUCACCACACUCAGUUCCGGACAAACUACUCGCUUUUCAUGCCAUUCUAUGACUACAUAUACAAUACAAUGGACAAGUCAUCCGACAAGCUGCAUGAGAACUCACUCAAGAACAAGGAGGAAGCAGUAGAUGUGGUACACCUUACCCAUCUUACCAGUCUGCAGUCCAUCUACCACAUGAGGCCCGGGUUCGCUGAGUAUGCCUCCAAGCCGUACACCUCCAAGUGGUACAUGCGGAUCAUGUGGCCUCUAUCGUGGCUCUCCAUGGUCCUGACAUGGGUGUAUGGUUCUUGGUUCACUGUUGAGAGGAAUGUGAUGAAGAAACUAAGGAUCCAGUCAUGGGCUAUACCAAGAUACAAUUUCCAUUAUGGACUGAACUGGGAGAAGGAAGCAAUUAAUAGCCUGAUUAUAAAGGCGAUACACGAAGCUGACAAGAAUGGAGCUAAAGUUGUUAGUCUUGGACUCCUGAACCAGGCACAGAGCCUCAAUGGAAGUGGGGAACUCUAUCUGCAAAAGUACCCAAAGUUGGGAGUAAAACUGGUGGAUGGCUCUAGCCUAGCUGCUGCAGUGGUUGCCAAUAGUAUUCCCCAAGGCACAGAUCAAGUUGUUCUUGCAGGAAAUAUUUCGAAGGUGGCCCGUGCUGUGGCCACAGCAUUGUGCAAGAACAAUAUCAAGGUCAUAAUGUCAAAUAAGCAAGAUUAUCAUUUCCUUAAGCCCAAAAUACCAGAAGAUGCAGCUGACAAUCUUAUAUUAUCAAAAACCAGCAUUGCAAAGGUUUGGGUAAUUGGAGAAGGUCUGGAUACUGCUGAACAGUUCAGGGCGCCAAAAGGAACACACUUUAUCCCCUACUCGCCAUUCCCACCAAGAGCUGUACGCAAGGACUGCUGCACCUACUCCACGACUCCGGCAAUGGGUGUACCUAAAACUCUGCAGAAUGUUCAUUCGUGUGAGAAUUGGCUGCCAAGGAGGGUGAUGAGUGCAUGGCGCAUCGCUGGAAUUAUUCAUGCAUUGGAAGGAUGGAACGAGCACGAGUGCGGAGACACAGUACUUGACAUGGACAAAAUAUGGUCUGCUGCAAUUCUGCAUGGGUUCUGCCCUGUUGCACAAGCUUGAUGAUCCUUUUGCAAGUCAAUGGAAUAAGUGUUGCAUGGAUAUAUGACAUGUUCUCGCUGGAGCCAUGAUAAGGAAGAAGAAGCAGGCACAUUUGUUAGCAGAGGAGCGAAGCCUCUGAGCAGUCCUGCCUCUGAGUAGUAUGAUUUCCAUGGAUGCUUUGUUAGCUAUUAUCGCAUUAUUGUCUUCUAUGCUCUUUCAUCGUAAUGAAUUAAUGACUUGGUUCUAAUCGUACCAUUAUCUGUCCUCGCAUCGAUAAUGUGAUGCAACAAAUAAACAAGAAUGGGCGGUUGGGCAUUGUUUCAGUA